Molecule: messenger RNA, 707 nt
Organism: Glossina fuscipes
Lineage: Eukaryota; Metazoa; Arthropoda; Insecta; Diptera; Glossinidae
Product: pyridoxine/pyridoxamine 5'-phosphate oxidase
Exons: 4
Coding region: 16-669 (217 amino acids)
Biological process (GO): pyridoxine biosynthetic process; pyridoxal 5'-phosphate biosynthetic process
Molecular function (GO): pyridoxamine phosphate oxidase activity; FMN binding
Source: RefSeq, a predicted model, not a curated record
AAAAAAUUGAAAAAAAUGAAUAAAAUCAUGAACCCAUCUGAUGUUUGCAAAAUCAGUGACUUGCCUGCUAAUCCGAUCGAAAUGUUUAAUACUUUAAUUAAAAGGGCCGGUGUAAAGUACAUUCCAAUGAAUCUGGCUACCGUUGAUAGCGAAUUUUGUGUUUUGAACCGUACAAUAGUGUAUCGUGGCUUGACUGAUAACUCAGAGAUUUGCUUUGUUACCGAACGUAAUAGCCGAAAAUAUAAGAAUUUAAAAGCAAAUCCAAAAUCAGCUUUGACCAUUCUACUAAAUAUUGGUUUAGAAGAAGAGAACCGGGAAACUUGGCAAAUACGUUUAAUGAAUGCUUGUGCUGUUGAAAUUGAUGAUCAAGCGAUUUUAUCAAAAUUUUGGCAAGAGGAGCCGCUAUUCGCUAAGAUUCGCAGCCAUAUUGUUGAAUGUGGCAAACCGAUGAAUCAUGAAGAGCUCAUAUUAAAACACAACAAAUUAUUAGCAAACUAUCAAUCGGGCCAGAAUACUUUAGAGCAAUCCCCAUCAUAUACCGCUUUUAAGAUAUUACCCAAGUUAUGGGACUUUUAUAAAUCUGAGCCUGGGAAGAUAGCUGACCGCGUGCAAUACAAACUCUGUGAUAACAAAGUCAAUGAAUGGACAACUUAUCAUGUUGCUGCUUAAAAAUCCAUCAAUGGGAAUUGUCAGACUACAUGCUAUAC